Sesamum indicum (sesame) is the source of this 1607-nucleotide messenger RNA. RefSeq names its product DNAse I-like superfamily protein. Gene Ontology annotation, biological process: base-excision repair. Gene Ontology annotation, molecular function: DNA-(apurinic or apyrimidinic site) endonuclease activity; double-stranded DNA 3'-5' DNA exonuclease activity; phosphoric diester hydrolase activity. Lineage: Eukaryota; Viridiplantae; Streptophyta; Magnoliopsida; Lamiales; Pedaliaceae. The record is from RefSeq and is a predicted model, not a curated record. Gene Ontology annotation, cellular component: nucleus.
AUAAUCCAUAUGUUUUCACUGUGCACCUUCGGACAUAAAUUACCAAUUCCAUCAGUAUAUUUUUGUUGAAGAGACAAGAAAAGCCUUCAGGCUCUACAAAUUUUCGAGUGAGAUUCUCAGCAAGAUUUGGUUUAGGGUGUAAAUAGUAAAAGAUUUUCCAUUUGAAAGGUGCAGAGAACUGAAAUCACAAUUUGUAGAAUCUCUACUCAGGAAGAGCAAGCAGAGAACAAAAAUGAAGAGAUUUUUCAAGCCUGUAGAAAAAGAUGGCUCUUUCAAGAAACCAACACUGUCCUCUUCCUCUUCACCAGUGAAAGACUCUGAAAAGCCCACAGAAAAUGCUUCUGAUGCUGGAAAUGAAGAGAACAUCGACACCGCAAAGAAAGAGCCUUUAAAAUUCUUGACAUGGAAUGCCAAUAGUUUUCUGCUAAGAAUCAAGAACAACUGGACCGAGUUCUCCAAGUUUGUUGAGAGUCUUGACCCUGAUGUCAUUGCAAUACAGGAAGUUAGGAUGCCAGCUGCCGGUUCUAAGGGAGCAUCCAAAAACCCAAGAGAGUUAAAAGAUGAUACUAGCUCUUCACGUGAGGAGAAGCAGGUUGUAAUGCGUGCUUUAUCAAAUGCACCGUUUAAAAAUUACAAUGUAUGGUGGUCUUUAUCAGAUUCAAAAUAUGCUGGAACUGCAUUGCUUAUAAAAAACUGUUUCCAGCCCAAAAAGGUUUCUUUCUCACUGGAUCAAACAGGUUCAAAGCAUGAACCAGAUGGCCGGGUUAUUUUUGCUGAAUUUGAAUCAUUCCGUCUAUUGAAUACUUAUGUUCCAAACAAUGGAUGGAAAGAUGAGGAAUCCGCAUUUCAGAGGAGAAGAAAGUGGGAUAAGAGGAUUUUAGAAUUUGUGCUCAAAACUUCUGACAAGCCCCUUAUCUGGUGUGGAGAUCUUAAUGUAAGCCAUCAAGACAUUGAUGUAAGUCAUCCAGAAUUUUUCAGCGCAGCAAAGCUCAAUGGUUAUGUUCCACCCAACAAAGAGGAUUGUGGGCAACCUGGAUUUACAGUGUCUGAGAGGAAGCGUUUUGAUUCCAUUCUAAAAGAGGGCAAGCUAGUGGAUGCGUAUAGGUAUCUCCACAAGGAUAAAGAUAUGGAGCGUGGUUUCUCCUGGUCAGGACACCCUGUUGGGAAGUAUCGUGGGAAAAGGAUGAGAAUCGAUUAUUUCAUUGUUUCAGAGAAACUGAAGGAAAGAAUUGUUGCUUGUGAAAUGCAUGGAAGGGGCAUUGAGUUAGAAGGUUUCUACGGGAGCGACCAUUGCCCAGUAUCUCUUGAGCUCUCUUAUGCGAAUCCUAUUUCCAGUGGAAGCUAGUUUUGUUAAUGAUGCACUCAAAAGAAACACUAUCCUUUAUUCCUGAUUGAUUAACACUCUCCGAUAGCAUGACUUCCUUUAUGUGAAUGUAUUAACUGGAAUCUUAGGUGACUGAAUCAGGUUGUACCCUCUAUUGACUGCAUCUAACUACAGGCUUUAUUAGUAGUGAAGAGAAAUGAGUUCCAUUCUUGUUUGUUUCGACGUCCGUCAACCAUGUUUGAGAACGCUUGUGUCGUUACGAGGGGUACAACAUUUUUGUGGA